Cylicocyclus nassatus is the source of this 649-nucleotide messenger RNA. Lineage: Eukaryota; Metazoa; Nematoda; Chromadorea; Rhabditida; Strongylidae. The record is from the annotation of a GenBank genome assembly.
AACCAGCCCCCUUUCGUCUGUUGCCUCAAACAUUUCAAAAAUCUAUGCCACCCUCUCCGUCUGCCUCGCCCUCACGAGGUUGUUCUAGUAUCUUCUGUUCCUGGCUCCUUAGAUGUAUUUAAGGGCCCCCCAAAUUACUGUACUGUCAUUACCAUACAAUCAGUCAUCGACAGAAGUACUGCUAUCUGCCGCCAAUCCUCCUACCAACCGCUACGUACUACAAUACACAAUCGGUCAAUAUAUAUACUGCUGCUGUUUCGUUUGGAUUCAACCGACAAGAAGUCUUCCUAUAGGUGAAGGUUGUGUUCUACCAUGACGGACAAAGUGAAGUUUGUCAGAGUGUAUGGCUUUAUGUAUCGAAGGUUAGUUGAGAUCCAGGAUGAACCGUUCAUCUUACUCUGCGCAGCUGUUGGCUCGCUUGCCGCCAUGCUUCUCGCUUUUACAAGAAGACAAGACCGGUUGAGAGAUGAACAAAACCAAGGUGAACAAAACGAUUAAUUUUUUUAGAAAGUAUUACGUGCAAUGAUACCUGGUUAUUCGUUUGUUUAUUACUUGCUGUGCUGCCAUUGCAAUUUGCUGAGAUAUAUCCAGGGCACGGCACAGGUGGCUUAGCAAGCAAGCUGGAUAUCGUUUUCGGGGAAAAAGCAAG